AUGGUCCAGAGCGGCGAAGUGUUGACGGGCGCGCGCUUCUUCCGUGUGGUGCCGAAUUUCAUGGUGCAGUUCGGCAUCCCCGGGAACCCAGAGGUUGCCAGCACCUGGCGCAGCAAGACCAUCCCGGAUGAUAAGGUGAAGGAGAGCAACAAGCGCGGCUACAUGACCUUCGCGACUGCCGGCCCGAACACCCGCACCACCCAGCUCUUCAUCAACACCGCUGACAACAGCUUCCUGGACAGCCAGGGAUUCUCGCCCUUCGCAGAGGUGUUGGAGAAUGGCAUGGAUGUCGUAGACCAAAUCCAGA
This is a messenger RNA of Symbiodinium necroappetens, 307 nucleotides long. Lineage: Eukaryota; Dinophyceae; Suessiales; Symbiodiniaceae. The record is from the annotation of a GenBank genome assembly.